AUGGCUUCGGGCACCCAGCCAAGGGUCCAGCCUCCCGCUGCAAAACCUAGCCAGGCUGAAAGGGCCGCCAAAGCGGCCAAACUACAGGCUGAGAGGGAGGCAAAGAAGGCUGCAGCGAAGGCCGAGAAGGACGCAGAGAAGGCUGCAGCAAAGGCCGCAAAGGCUGCCAAUACCAAAAGCACCACAAAGAGCACAAAGAGCACACCUGCCGCGAAAACUAUAACUACCAAAAUCACCAAGGUAGCCAAGGUAGCCAAGGUAGCCAAGGUAGCCAAGGUAGCCAAGGUAGCCAAGGUAGCCAAGGUAGCCAAGGCAGCCAAGGUUGCGAAGGUUGCGAAGGUUGCGAAGGUUGCGAAGGUUGCGAAGGUUGCGAAGGUUGCGAAGGUUGCGAAGGUUGCGAAGGUUGCGAAGGUUGCGAAGGUUGCGAAGGUUGCGAAGGCUGCGAAAGCUGCGAAAGCUGCGAAGGUCGCCAAGAAGGCGAAAGCCGCAAAGAGAGUUAGUGCAGUUACCCUGCAACCUCAAGCAAAUCAAUACGACGAAGAUGAAGAUGAAGACGAGGAAAACGAAAAUUACGAUGAACAACAAGCCAAAAGGCGCAAGAUUGAGACUCAAGCUCUUCGCAGACCUUAUGUGGAAGUCAGCGCACCUAAAGCAAAGCCUCCCGUUUUCCAAAUUGGGGAAUGGGAUUACAUGAGGAAAACAGAUAUCCCAGAAGGUCUGGAGAACGAAGAUAACAGACCCCUACCACACAUCUAUAUCGGAGGCACUGCACCACAGCCUCGUUGGGUGAUCACUCAAAACCAGUCCAUACUGCUCCCUGUCAAGCGAGGAUCUGACCCAAAUUCCAGCUCCGGGAGUAGGGAUAGGUGGGAGUUUGGAGGUUUACAGUGGACCUUUGAAGAAGGCGAUUUCCAGAAAUGGACCGGGAUGGCAUACCCAGCUCUUUACGAACUUGCGUUCUUGUGCCUCGAGCAUACGCUCACUGAUACAAAGGUCCGAGAGCAUAUCUAUGAUUCCCUAGCCAAGGGCCCCUUGCCCAAGGAGGCGACUGAAGGGAUCAGAUGGUACCCAGCUCUGCCGCCAAUUCCCAUCACAAGGUACUUUGUGGCUGGAUCUUCCACGCAAACUAGUCGAAAAUCAAGUGAUGCGACCUUUUAUUUUGGAGGUUAUGAGCGUCCAAACAUGGCAGCUCGAGCUCGUGAUGAACGUCUUGCGCAGCUGUAUCCGCAGGCCGUGGCUUCCAGUCUAUACAAUAGACCGACAUUCGAGGGAUGGCCAACUGCCCCGCGCUCUGCAAGUCCAGAUUCGGAAGGCGAGGAGCACAGUGAGAAGGGCAGUGAGAAGGGCAGUGAAGGAGAUCAGUCAGUCGAGUCCAGCGCGUCUGUGGUAGGGAAGCCUUACCUGGAACGAAAUCCAACGGACACUUUCUCCGAACCGACAGCAACUCUUUCACUUCAAAACGAGCAGCGCGUCAAGCAGAACAUCAAGCAGCACGUCGAACAGGACGAGCAGGACAGCGAUCAGGAUAGCGAGCAGGACAGCGAUGGUAGUCAGUCAGCCAGGUCCAGGGUGUCGUCUGUGUCUAGAGAGCUUGACGUGGAACUAAUUCAAGGGGGCACUUAUUCGGAACCGACAACCCCUGUGUCGCUUGGAAACGAUGAGAAAAAUGCACGACUUGACACAAUCUCGAAAGAUGGUUCAAUCUUUGGCGACGGCGAUGACUCGGAUGAUGACGCUCGGGAUGAGCCUAAAUCAGCUCGAGACUCUCGAGAACAAUCACCUAACAGCAUUUUCUCUGGCUCCGGCUCCGGCAGCGAGGUCAGCGCUUCUUCCAAGACCAGUGAACCUAGCAAUGUCAACGUCGCUGACGAUAAUAGCGCCCAACCGACGAAUAGCCUGACCCCAGUAUCCCACGAUGGGCUCUUCAGCCCUGAACAGAUUGAGAGGUAUUAUAGCGAGAGGAACAGAGUUUUUGAGCAGGAAAGGUUAGGCGGACUUGAACGUCACGCAGCGCCAGAACGAAAGAGUCAAGCAAAGCCGUCACCAAAUUCUAAGCCGGACAUAUCGGGGCCAAUCAGAGCCACAAUAGAGAGAAGAAGUCUUGGAAGAGAAGGACUUGCAGAGUCAAGUAAACGAAGUCGGGUAGAGUCACCAUCAACACCAUCACCACCCGCAACUCGAAGGAAGACAACGACUGAGAUCGGGGUGGAUAACGUUAUGGCAUUUGCAGAUACAUUACAAAAACAACGGAACGAAAUGCGAGCCGCUGCAGCGGAGAAAAUAUCAGACAAACCGUCGGGGACACCGUUUAAAAAGUGUACACCAAAUCGAGCAGGUGCAAGAUCGCAGGCAAAUGCACCUAGUCCUGAUAUUCUGCCUAAUCUGCAAGACAGGUUUCUGGAACAGACCAAGGCAUAUCUCAAUGAUCCAAUUCAGAGGGCGAAACAUUUCCCUGACCCUCUUGCUGUUCGCCGAGUUAGAGUAUGGGCAGGGGAGGAAUUGGUGGGCCAUGAGAUCAAACCCACAGUCGACGCUAUACUGCCCCCUUGGGCUGAAAGGCAUCGGCCUUUCAGUCAAUGGCAGGAUCCGGUAAGUGCCUCAUUCAUUGAGCUUUUUGAGAACCGCACUGAUCACAAUCGAUUAGACUGGGAUAACCCCUGGGCCUGCGGCGCGUACAAAGGUCUCGAGAUGCAAAAAGCGGAGCAAGGGACAAAGUAA
This is a messenger RNA of Penicillium concentricum, 2718 nucleotides long. RefSeq lists its product as uncharacterized. Bases 1 to 2718 code for a protein of 905 amino acids. The record is from RefSeq and is a predicted model, not a curated record. The transcript has 3 exons. NCBI's taxonomy places the organism in Eukaryota, Fungi, Ascomycota, Eurotiomycetes, Eurotiales, Aspergillaceae.